AUGUCUGUCGUAGGUUUUGACUUUGGUAACUUACAAUCGGUCAUUGCUGUUGCCCGAAAUCGCGGAAUUGAUGUCGUAUGUAAUGAAGUAUCUAAUCGUGCAACCCCUUCCCUGGUAUCUUUUGGUCCCAAACAAAGAUAUCUAGGAGAAGCUGCGAAAACUCAGGAAAUCUCAAACUUCAAAAAUACCAUUGGAUCAUUGAAAAGAAUAGCAGGCCGUAUGUUCCACGAUAGAGAAGUUCAGGAAACAGAAAAAAAGUACAUCAAUGCCGAAUUAGUGGAUGAGAAAGGACAAAUUGGUGUUAAGGUGCAAUAUCUUGGUGAAACACGUGUUUUUACUAGCACCCAAUUGGUUGCCAUGUAUUUUACGAAACUUAAGGAAAUUGCAUCAGCUGAGUUAAGAAUUCCGGUCUCUGAUGUGGUGAUCUCUGUGCCUGGAUGGUACACCGAUUUUCAACGUCGUAGUAUAUUGGAUGCAGCGGAAAUUUCCGGAUUAAAUUGUCUACGACUGUUAAAUGACACAACGGCAUCUGCAUUGGGUUAUGGUAUAACGAAGACGGAUUUGCCCGAGGAUAAGGAGAAACCACGAUAUGUUGCAAUAGUCGAUAUUGGACAUUCCAACUACAGUGUGGCGAUCGUGGCAUUCAGUAAAGGCCAAUUAAGCGUGAAGGCUACCGCGUAUGAUCGUCAUUUUGGCGGACGUGAUUUCGAUCAAAUACUAGUUGACCACUUUGCUGAAGUGUGUAAAGAAAAGUACCGUAUUGAUAUCCAGUCUAAUCCAAAAGCGCUGUUCCGGCUUCGCUCAGGAUGUGAAAAAGUGAAGAAAGUGUUGUCGGCGAAUUCACAGGCACCUCUUAAUGUGGAAAAUGUCAUGAAUGAUGUCGACGUCAGUUCAAUGAUAAAACGAGAAGAUUUCGAAAACUUAGCAUUACAUCUUUUAGAUCGUGUGCACGUGCCACUAGAACAAGCUCUUAAAGAAUCGGGUCUCACGAAGGAAGAUAUUCAUUCUGUUGAAAUGGUGGGUGGCUCAUCACGUAUACCCGCAGUAAAAGAGCGCAUAUCCCAGUUCUUUGGCAAAGAGUUGAAUUUCACUCUUAAUCAAGACGAAGCCAUUGCACGAGGUUGUGCCUUCCAAUGUGCGAUUCUUUCGCCAGUGUUUAAGGUGCGAGAUUUCUCGAUUCAGGAUGCAUACAGUUACCCGAUCAAAGUCAAGUGGGACAAUGUUCCAGAAAUUCCUGACGAGGAAUCUGAGCUUCUCGUGUUCCCGAAAUUAAAUGCAAUACCAUCUACCAAAAUAUUAACUUUCCAUCGUAAAAAGCCAUUUGAUAUCGAAGCUCAUUAUGCUGAUCUUGAAGCACUCCCCCCAGGAAUUAAUUCAUGGAUCGGAAGAUUCUCUGUAAAGAAUGUUGAACCCUCAGAAACUGAUGAUUUGAGUAUAGUAAAAGUGAAAGCAAGACUUAAUCUUCACGGUAUUCUUUCGGUGGAUAGUGCGAAUAUCGUUGAAGAGGUGAUUAAAGAAGAAAAGGAAGAACCGAAGACAACUGAGCCACAAGCCAUGGACACUGAUCAACAACCUCAAGAUCCCAGUGACGAAGCUCCAAAACCCGUAAAUGUCAAAAAAGUCAAAAAAAUUGUAAAGAAAGCUGAUAUACCAGUCGUCUCGGGUACUUCAUCUCUCGACAAAUCGAUCAUCUCACUUUAUCGAGAAAAUGAAGCACAAAUGAUAUCAACUGACAAGCUCGUAAUUGACACCGAGACACAAAAGAACGCACUUGAAGAAUACGUGUAUGACAUGCGCGCAAAAGUCGAGAGCACCUAUUCUGUUUAUGUAAAACCCGACGAAAAAGACACCUUCCUUAAGCUUCUCAAUGACACAGAAACUUGGCUUUACGAUGAAGGUGAAGAAGCCACGAAAUCCGUAUACGUCUCAAAACUAAACGAUUUGAAAAAGUUUGGUGAUCCAAUUGUCGAGCGAUCUCGAGAAGCUGAGGAGCGUCCAAAAGCUGAAAAACAAUUGCGUGAUAGUAUACAAUCUUUUAUGUUGAAUGCUACCAAUAAUGAAGAAAAAUUUGCUCAUAUUUCUGAUGAAGAGAAGAAGAGUGUGGUCGAUAAGGCGACGCAAGUUUUACAUUGGUUGGAUGAAAAGAUAUCUUCACAAGCGAAGCUGCAGAAAUAUGACAAACCUGUCGUGCAUGCACAUGAAAUUCUUAAGGAACGAGAUGCACUUGUACAAUAUUGUACACCGAUUAUUUUCAGGCCUAAACCAAAACCAGAACCUAAACCUGCUGAAACUUCUGGAACACAAGGUGCUCAAGGAGCACAAGAAACUCCUGCAACACCACAGACAGAAACUCCCGCUACUGAAUCUGGAAGUGCAAAAGAUAACAACAAAAAGGAAACUGCUAAAGAAAGUGAAAUGGAUGUUGAUUAA
Messenger RNA from Ambispora gerdemannii, 2430 nucleotides. The record is from the annotation of a GenBank genome assembly. Lineage: Eukaryota; Fungi; Glomeromycota; Glomeromycetes; Archaeosporales; Ambisporaceae.